AUGAAGCAAUCAUCAGUUGUGUUGAUGAAUAGAGAUGGGUAUGACUCAUCUGGUGAAUGGAAGAAGAUGAUAAUCGAGGAACUGAAGAAGCAGUUGUGGUUGUCUGGACCUCUUAUAGUAAAUAAUGUCUUGCAGUUCUGUUUGCAGUUGAUCUCAUUCAUGUUUGUGGGUCAUCUUGGUGAACUUACUCUAUCCAGUUUCUCAAUGGCUUCUUGUUUUGCAGUAGUUACCGGUUUCAGCGUGUUGAUUGGAUUGUCGAGUGCAUUAGAUACAUUAUGUGGGCAAUCCUAUGGAGCCAAAAAAAAUCACAUGCUAGGCAUACAUAUGCAGAGGGCCAUGUUUGUUCUACUCCUUGUUUGUGUUCCCAUUUCCUUCAUAUGGGCUAACACAAGUAACAUUCUAUUGGCUUUCGGACAACAACCGGAUAUAGCAGCAGAAGCUGGAAUAUAUACUCGUUUCUUUAUUCCAUCGCUUUUUGCCGUUGCUGUUCUUCAGUGCCAAUUCAGGUUUUUGCAAACCCAAAAUAUUGUCUUCCCGGUGAUGAUCAUAUUUGGAGCUACAACCUUACCACACAUUCUUGUGUGUUGGAUACUGGUUUUUAAAACUAGCCUCGGUAGUAAAGGUGUUGUGAUAGCUUAUGGCAUCACUUGUUGGAUCCAAACCUUACUAUUGGCACUAUAUAUUAAGUUCUCUAAAGCCUGCGAAACGACUUGGACUGGUUUCUCAAUUGAUGCAUUUCAUGAUAUCCCCAACUUUCUACGGCUUGCUAUUCCUUCAGCUUUUAUGGCAUGCUUGCAGAUAUGGUCAUCUCAAAUAAUAAUUUUGCUAUCGAGUUUUCUUCCUAAUCCAAAGCUAGAAACAUCAGUCUUAUCAAUCUGCGUCAACACAGCUCAAAUCGUCUUUAUGAUCCCAUUGGGGCUUAGUGCGGCAGUAAGCACUAGAGUCUCAAAUGAGCUAGGAGCAAAUCACCCUCAAGCUGCACGUCUAGCAACACAGAAUAUGCUUUACAUGGUCAUCCUGCAGGGCUUCUUAUUAGGCAUAUCAAUGAUAUUGAUGCGUCAUAUCUGGGGCUAUGCUUUUAGUAAUGAACAAGAGGUUGUAACCUAUGUAGCAGCAAUGAUGCCAGUGCUUGCUGUCUCUAACUUUUUUGAUGGAAUUGAAUUUGUUCUUUCAGGCACGGCUAGAGGAUGUGGUUGGCAGAAGAUAGGUGCUUUUGUUAAUCUGGGAGCUUAUUACCUUGUCGGGAUUCCUUCUUCUCUCUUGUUUGCUUUUGUACUACACAUGGGAGGAAAGGGACUUUUGCUUGGGCUUAUAUGCGCAAUGCUUGUUCAAGGAUCCAUUUUUAUGAUCAUGACUCUGUAUACUAAUUGGGAGGAAGAAGCCAAAAGUGCAAGAGAACGAGUUUACUGCUCCAGUAUUCCAGUGGAUUUUGUAGAUCCCAAAUUAUGCACAAGGAUUAUCAAGAUGGAAGCAUGAUGGAAUUUUAUUUUGCAGUGUCAUACAACUGAAUAUGAGGAACUCUUAUGUUGCCUUGUUCCCUCAAAUUAUUUGUAUCCGGAAAAGAUAUAAUAAAAAAUCAGUCGAAUUUAAUCA
Messenger RNA from Papaver somniferum (opium poppy), 1593 nucleotides. Its product is annotated as protein DETOXIFICATION 16-like. The record is from RefSeq and is a predicted model, not a curated record. Gene Ontology annotation, biological process: xenobiotic detoxification by transmembrane export across the plasma membrane. Bases 1 to 1476 code for a protein of 491 amino acids. Lineage: Eukaryota; Viridiplantae; Streptophyta; Magnoliopsida; Ranunculales; Papaveraceae. Gene Ontology annotation, cellular component: membrane. Gene Ontology annotation, molecular function: antiporter activity; xenobiotic transmembrane transporter activity. The transcript has 10 exons.